Messenger RNA from Fonsecaea multimorphosa CBS 102226, 2082 nucleotides. RefSeq lists its product as uncharacterized. The transcript is spliced from 4 exons. NCBI's taxonomy places the organism in Eukaryota, Fungi, Ascomycota, Eurotiomycetes, Chaetothyriales, Herpotrichiellaceae. Gene Ontology annotation, cellular component: nucleus. Gene Ontology annotation, molecular function: DNA-binding transcription factor activity, RNA polymerase II-specific; zinc ion binding; transcription cis-regulatory region binding. Bases 1 to 2082 code for a protein of 693 amino acids. The record is from RefSeq and is a predicted model, not a curated record. Gene Ontology annotation, biological process: regulation of DNA-templated transcription.
AUGAAUCAAGUCGGCAUCUCUCGAGCAAAACGCAAAGCCUGUGUUCGAUGCGCCAAGGCCAAGGCGAAGUGUUCCUUCAACGGUGGGCUGGAUGUUUGCGACCGAUGUCAGAGGUUGAGGCGGGACUGUCUUCAUGAAGAAACCCCUCGACGCCAGAAGGAGAAGCAAUCCACGAGGAUCAAGGCACUCGAAGAAAAGGUCAACAGUCUCCUCACACUGCUCACCCCGGACAAGAAUGUCGUUGGAAACACGAAUGCUACCAUCAUAACAACCACGCCAGCAGCGACAGAGGAACAGAGCAGUGACAAUGUGUCGUCCGCCUCGGUCGCAAAUGUGCAGAGCACCCAGAAUUCGGCUCCAUCGACCGUGGACGAGAGCAGAGAGUUCGAUGCGAUCGAUAGCGGCAUCCUGACAAUGGCUACCGCCGAUAUCCUCCUCGAGACUUAUAAGCAGGUUCACACGAAAUUCUUCCCUUUUGUCGUCGUUGAUCCAGGGACCGAUGCUGCGACUCUGCGCAGAGACAAACCGGCCCUCUUCUUGGCCGUAGUGACGGCGUGUCUGGAAGCAGACCACACCAUUCAAAGGAGGCUGGGGUCCGAAUUGAAGAGGAUCAUCUCUGAACGAGUGGUGAUCAGGAACGAGAGGAGCAUCGAACUCUUACAAGCGCUGCUUGUGCACCUAAGCUGGAUUCAUUACCACUUCCACCCCCGGACCAACCAGUCCUAUAUGCUUCUCCAAAUCGCCAUCGCCCUUGUCAUGGACCUUGACCUGGACCGGUGCCCCGCGCACCGUGACCAGAGAGUGGGCAGUAACCUCUGCAGGCUGAAUGCCGAGGGCAACUUGCCGACACAGUGCCAGAGAACCACAGCUGAAACCCGCGCCCUUCUGGGCUGCUUCUACCUUUGUUCUUCGAUGGCCAUGGCCCGCAAAGAGCUGCUCAUGAGGCAUACGAGCUGGAUCGAACACUGUUGCCACGUUCUGUCAGCCGAGCAGGAGUACCCCACCGACGUGUAUGCAACGGCCUUUGUCAAUGCCAAAUACCUAGCGCAACGGAUCGGCGAGAGGUUCUCGUACGGCGACCACGCCUCGAUUCGAUACCAGAGCGACGCGGUGGUCCAGAUGUCCCUGAACGGCUUCAAGAAAGAAACUGCCGACCUGGAAGCAAGUCCCGGCUUCUCUUCCGCGCAGGAAAAUUACGUCCUCAUGGCAGAACUAAAAGUCCUCUCCAUCACAAUGCACGAGGUGGCGCUCUAUCGCGACCUCACCACGACGGCUCCUUCCUCGACCAACAUCGCGUCACAACUGUGGGAACUAUUGACCUCGACGCGCGGCUUUUUGGAGUAUUUCCUGAGCGUGCCCAAGGACGCGCUUCGACACCUCCCCGCGGCGUUUUUCAGCUUUGCGGCCUACGCGCUGAUCGUGCUGUCGACGGUGUCGCGCCUGCCCUCGACAAGCGGCUGGGACGGCGCCAUGGCGCGCCGCGAGGCCGACGCGGUGGAGAUGGCCCGGCGCGUCAAGGUCAAGUUCGGCGACGAACUCACCCGCACGGGCGCCCACGACAGCUUGACUCCGGACCAGAAGGACGUGUGGGCGCUGUUCACGCGCGGCAUGCGCGGCCUGAUGGCCUGGCACGAGCGGUGCGAGAAGGAGAGCGAAAGACCGCCGGCGGCGGUAGCCACCACGACGAUGGGGGGAGAAGAAGAAACCGACUACGAGCUCCUCAUCAGCGAGUCCGGUGCCCAGCCCCUGACCGCGAGAUGCGCCAUGGCCGAUGUGAUGACGCCUUUCCACACCAUGCGGCUCCGCAAGCCCACUGUCCAUGCUCAGCCGCACGCCGGGGACUCGCUGCCGGAAGGUCCCCAGCACCAGCAGCAGCAGCAGCACCCGAACGCCGACUCUGGUGGAAAUGCGUUUGUCCGUGGUAGUGGUGGUGAUGCACAGCAGCCCACAGACAUGGUCGACGGCUUCUGGGACGACGAGGUGUGGCAGUCCAUCAUGGACGAGUUUUCCAUGUUUCCCACCACGACGGCAGGCUUGCCCGCCGGACCAAGCGUGCAGCAUCAGGUGGAGAGACUCCGGUAG